Messenger RNA from Tyto alba (common barn owl), 11189 nucleotides. RefSeq names its product 5-hydroxytryptamine receptor 1E (gene HTR1E). Bases 4936 to 6030 code for a protein of 364 amino acids. The transcript is spliced from 6 exons. Gene Ontology annotation, cellular component: plasma membrane; dendrite. Gene Ontology annotation, biological process: chemical synaptic transmission; G protein-coupled receptor signaling pathway, coupled to cyclic nucleotide second messenger. The record is from RefSeq and is a predicted model, not a curated record. Gene Ontology annotation, molecular function: neurotransmitter receptor activity; G protein-coupled serotonin receptor activity. Lineage: Eukaryota; Metazoa; Chordata; Aves; Strigiformes; Tytonidae.
UGUUGGUUGCAGCUUAAUCAGGAAAUCAUGCCAGCUCUGGGACUCAGCUCCUGCUCCUGCAGGUCACAACGGUUCUUCUGAACAGAGCACACCAUCCGUGGCUGUUUCCAAAGGUGUAAAGCUGUCAAACUCCAAGCUCCUCAGGCGCAAAAUAUGGUAUAUUUUUAAGAGCGGUGCUGCUGUCUUAGUGCACUCUUCUUGGGGAGUUUAAUAGAACCUGGUACAGUCUAUGCUGUUUGGUUUUCUCAGUACAAAGAGAUCCUUCCUCCAUGCUACCAUUUGUGGUACAACCUUACAGCCAUUUGUCCUAUGCAGAAGUCACACUUUUACUUAAUUUCUAACCCUGGCACUCCCACUUCCAUUUAACCAUCUAUAAUCCAAAAAUCCUGUCUCCAAUCUAACAUCAUGUGUUUGAGACUGUUGAAACAUGGUUAAGGAGAUUUAGACGCACAGCUGUGUGACUAAAUCCGCUGGAUAGGUUUGAUAAUCAGCCCUUAUGCAUAGCUCCAAGUUAUUUUGAAUAGAGGACUGCUGAAAAUAACCAGAAAAAAAAAAUAAAUAAAUUGUAAGUGACCUCUUUUCCCACGCCUCCAGAUUGGGACACUCUGUGGGUAAACAUCUAUGAAUGAAAGCUGUUCUAAAUUAAAUAAAUCACUGGCUGUGGUGGGUAUAAUAUGAGGCUGGCAAUAAAAGCUAUUUAAAAUCCCAUCAAGAUGUUGAAGUCCUAAUCCAGAACGCGGUGGGACUGGCAUGCACUGCUGCCAGCACACCUGGCCCACAGACCACCGUACCCUGACGUGGCUCGUUUCUGCCUACCUGGACUUGCCGUUCAGUUACCCAGGGCAGACAGCCAGCUCCUCGCUCAAGCGACACUUUGGGAGGCAGUGGGAUAAAAUUAAAUCACUGUUGGGACACGGAGAGAGAGCGUAGUGAGGGCAUGACUACCACAGCUGGACAACAUCCAGCUCCAGCCUGCGGGGCCUCCAGAAGGGUUACGAAGUUGGGCGUUUUUGAAGGACCCAGAAAAACUGUUGGGUUCAGCAGGGAAGCUGUGCUGGAUCUGCAAAAGCAGAGGGCUCCUGCGGAGAUGUUUGCAACUGGCUGCUGUAGUAUACAGCCAGCCCAGUUGUCAUAGGGCCUUAGCUGAAAAUUAAAAGGCAUAUUUGAAGCCAGUUGUGCUGAAUACUUUAACUUGAUUAUUUGAAGCAUUUGUAAUAAUUGUAUUGUAACCCUCAUUUUCAUUGAUGUGGUUGUUUUUGCAAAUUGUUAACAAUUACAGGUCACCUUUGCGAUGGAAGCAUCUUAGUAUUUGUUGUAAAAGCUUUUUAAGAAUAAUUCAUGUCUUGUUUACUCUGUCACCAGAUCUUUUCAUGUGCUAAUGCACUGGGAAUGUCAAGCUGUGCUGAUAAUAGCAGAGUUUUCCUUCUACUCAUUUUUAUUCCCAUGCAAAUAUAAUUAAGGCAAGAAGUGUCUUAGGGGUGCCUGAUCACUCGCAUUAAAUUAACUCCCUUUUUGCCUCCUAAAGCAAACACACCCAGAACUGGAAGGUCUCUGGGAAAGAGCUAUGGCUCUUGUCUGUUAGGGCAGCACCCUUGCACCCUUGGCCUCUGAGCCCACACCCAUGCUGGCCAUAAGCAGUCAAUCGUCGAGGGUGAUUCACCAGGUACUAAAUAUGUGUCUCAUCUUCAGCACAGGAACAGCCCCAGCAAUUGCCUCUGGGAGUAUUGCCAUAUUUCAUGUUUGGUCUGUGCUUAAAACGUUCUGAAUUUAGGUUUAUAUUGCAGCAAAACUCCAACAAACAGAGUUUUAGGAAAAACUGGGUUUGGGGGAUUUGGGAGUGACUCUUCCAAAAUUUGGGGGAAAAUGGAAAUCUUUCCCCUAGCUGCCAAGAGCUUUGUAUUAGACCUGUGAAAGAAGGUGUGGAGUGACAUCAAGAGGACAUGUGUCUGCGUGUCUGUGAACUGGAGCCAGUGUGACAACAAAGCUUACAUGUAGCUCAGGGAAGAGAACAUGAGGACACACAGAAGACAUCCGGGAUACAGGGGAGGACAGUCUUUCAACAGUACUGUAUGUUAAGAGUAAAUUUUGCAAUUUGCUAAUCAUUCUUUAAAGCGCCACAAGGAACUAGCAGUAUUUGGUGAGGCUCUGACUGGGCCUGAGGCACCCAAAGGAUAACUUCAUCCAUCUGCUGAAGGCUUCUGUGUAUCAGAGACCAGUCACUCUGGUAAAGGGUGACUUGAUCCCAGACUACGUAACAAGCAAUCAUUUGAGUUACUCUCACCAUACAGAUGGAGUAAAUCAGGCAGUGACCCAGGUGUGCUGGUGACCCCUGCAAAACAGACUGUUUUUAGUAAGUACCCAAGAGUGGUUUCAGUUACCCGAUAGUAACAGUUCCUUGAGGAGCCUACAGUGACUUGGCCAAACCUCUCCAUCACUACAUCAUAUAAUUUGAUACAUAUAAUUUUACCUUGUGUAAUCCAUCAGAGUUUGUCUGUCUCAACUAAAAAUGACGUUGUACGUGAAUAUAUGAAACUCUAAUGCUGUCCCAUUUUCUAGUUCCACUCUUCCCAGAAAUUAAAUGUGUUCAGUAGAAGACUGGGAAUAUAUAAGUGAAAGGAAUCAGCUCUCUGCCCUUUUAGACUGACAAAAAAAUUAUAGCAGACUACAGCUAAAAAGUAUUCAUAACUUGUGAGUCACAGAAGACCCUGUGGUGAACACAAUUAGAAAAAGAGCAUUAAUGGUAUAUUGUCUAUGUGUGUUGGAACUGCAGGCAGACACUGAAGUGUCAGUAACUUGAAGCAAGAGUGGCUGCUGUUGCUCAGGUUUUUUUUUCAGAUUACUCCAACAUCCUGUGCAAAAUAAUUUCAACAGCUUCCAGCUUUGAGGAAAUAUGUAGGCAAAAUUUACUGCUAUAAACAUAUAUGCAAGUGGAGGAGAGAGUAAUACUCUAUGCUAAUCACUGUCAGCGUACUGUUGAAUUGUCACUGUUGCUGGAUGAAAUACAGUGUCUGAAAAAAAAAUAUUGUUUUUCUGUUAUUGUUUACAUGGGGUUUUUUUACACUAGUUUUGCCAUCUUAGCAGAAUAUCAGAUACGGUUGUCUUGCAUUGCUUUCAGCAGAGAUAUGGACUGGAAUACCAGUCAAUAGAAUAAUGCCACACAGAAGUGCAGGGACAAAGACAUGAAAAGCCGAAGCCAUAGUAAGAUCGGUAGUAUAGCAGCAUCAUUAACCUUUUUUUUUUUUUUUUCUGCACUAAAUUUUCCACAGACAAGAGCAUUAGUAAUUUUAACUUUGAUUGAGAACCGCUAUUAUCCACUCACAGCAUGUGGGAGCAAACAGGCACUUGGAUAAAUCACAAAAAAGAAAACCACUUAGCAUGCUGCUUUCCCCAAUAACACCUUUUUCUGAAGCUACAAGGCUGAGUGCUGUAGGGAGAGUGUGUGUGAAGAGAAAAGCAAGGCUGCAACAGCCCACUGAAGCAUGCUCAAGGUCAGACGCUCUCACAGAAGACCAAGAGGUCACGUUUGACUUAGAAGGAAUCACGAAGAUCGGUUUCAUGAGCGACAUAACUGGAGCCAUUAGCAAGCUCAUCCAAGAGUAAUCAUCCAUCAAAGGCACUUGUCCCGGGGUUGUGACUGCCACCCUUCAGCCAUGGAUGAAGCCAGCAGUGACUCCACCAGCGUGAGUGUGCGGGAGGUCACCUCCUGCACUACCAGCGCCGCUCCAGCAGAUCGCUGGGUGAGAAGCAAAUCAAACUGAUUUGAAACAUGGAGUACCUCUCACGUGGUCAUUGAGAGGAAAACUUGCUGGACAGUCUCCACGAAACCUCAACACUGUUUUGGAUUGGUAUUGCCUUCUGAGUGCACCAGCAGUGCCAACACGGCAAAAGAGAACUAGGAGUAAGGGCUACAGCUGCUCCUCCAACAUUGCUGGGACAGCCUCCAUAAUAAAUUUCCGGCUCCUACUAACUCCUACUGGAUGUAUCUUGUAUGCCAAGGCCUGAACUGGAGCAGGUUUGGCACUUCAUCUGUGCUGUGUGGAAUCCAGCAAUAAAUUAUUCUGGUAUGAAGGUCUAAUACUGUUAAUAGAGCAUAUAAAACUGUCUACUGUGUUUCAUCAUAUUUAAUUCCUGCAGCAACCUGCAGCCAUCCAAGCUGUUUCAGCCUCCCUUUUACAGCCCUCUGAUGCCCUGAGAGAUGCUCUCCCAGCUGAGGACCCCCUGUGUCACCAGCGCCUCUGCGUCAACAGAGCAGUGUGAUGCCUCCAGAGCAUUCAGCUGCUUCUCGCCCUCCAGCGUGGUCCCAAGUGAAGCAGCUCCCUCACCACCGUGGGGAGAGCCAUGAGGCACCCCGGGGCCUGGCCAUCCCCACAAAGAGCGGACAGGCAGGAGGGCAAUGCCAGCCUCUGGCUGCCCACAGCUGCGACCUCUUCUGGGGCACGAGCUUUGGGAGUGCUCGAGCUGCGCAGCAGAGUGAAGAUAUUGAUGGGCUGCUGACAGAACCAUGGCUAUUUGGGAGGCACCUUCCCUCUCCCACCGGUUUUCUCUUGGACUCCUAACUGGGAAGGGAAUCCUCCAGAGUAUCCUUGUGAUGCAGAGAGCAGGUGGAACUCAGAAAGGAUUUCCCUGAGGCUACAUCCAUGUGAAAGGCCAUCUAGGGAGAGAACCUCAGCAAUUCAGUUCCUAGUGAAUUAAAGAUGCCUAAAGACAGCGCUCAGAAGAGAAUAUGGGGACCACGCAGGAUGGGAAGAAAUUCCAGGAAAACAAUGAACAGGAGGAAACCUGGAAGCUUUUUGCUGCUCUGUUGAAUAUGGGAUUAUAAAAUAAUAAUUGCAUCUGGAGCAUCUCUAUCCCGCUUUCAAAUGGGUGACUUCUGAACCUGGAACUCUUUGUUACCUGAAACAGCAACUUCUUUCAUUGUGCGUCCUGGAGGGGAAAAUGAAUUUCACAAAUUGCACCACUGAAGCCAACGUGGCUGCAAAGCCAAAAACAGUAACUGAAAAGAUGCUCGUUACCCUGACCUUGGCCACAAUCACAACCCUGACUAUGCUGCUGAAUUCUGCUGUAAUUGCGGCAAUCUCCACAACCAAGAAGCUCCACCAGCCAGCAAAUUAUUUAAUAUGUUCACUAGCUGUGACAGAUCUCCUUGUUGCUGUUCUCGUCAUGCCCUUGAGCAUCACUUACAUAAUGAUAGAUAAAUGGACUUUGGGAUACUUCAUCUGUGAGAUCUGGCUUAGUGUCGACAUGACCUGUUGCACAUGUUCAAUCCUUCAUCUGUGUGUCAUCGCUCUGGACAGGUACUGGGCAAUCACAGACGCUAUUGAAUAUGCCAGGAAAAGAACGGCGAAAAGGGCUGGGCUGAUGAUAGUCACUGUGUGGACUAUCUCCAUUUUCAUAUCGAUGCCCCCUUUGUUUUGGAGAAAUCACCACAGCGUCAAUAUUGCCAGUGAGUGUCGCAUUCAGCACGAUCAUGUCAUCUACACUAUUUAUUCCACAUUUGGAGCAUUUUACAUUCCCUUGACUUUAAUCCUGAUCCUGUACUACAGAAUUUACCAUGCUGCAAAGAGCCUUUAUCAAAAGCGGGGUUCGAGUCGCCACCUCAGCAACCGGAGCACUGACAGCCAAAACUCCUUUGCCAGCUGCAAGCUCACACAAACAUUCUGUGUCUCGGACUUCUCCACGUCCGACCCAACCACGGAGUUUGAUAAAAUCAAUGUGUCUGUGAGGAUCCCUCCUUUUGAGAAUGACCUGGACCUGGCUGGUGACCGGCAGCAGAUCUCCACCACGCGGGAACGAAAAGCUGCUCGCAUUCUGGGGCUGAUUUUAGGUGCUUUCAUUUUGUCCUGGUUGCCCUUUUUCAUCAAGGAGUUGCUUGUGGGCCUCCACGUUUGCACUGUCUCUCCAGAAGUAGCGGACUUCUUGACCUGGCUCGGAUAUGUCAACUCCCUUAUCAACCCUUUGCUGUACACUAGCUUUAACGAAGAUUUCAAGCUGGCCUUUAGAAAGCUCAUCAGGUGUCGAGAACAUACUUAAAAAUACUGGGAGAUGAUGAUGAUGAUGAUGAUGAUGACGUGACUCUUGGCCUUAAGAAUGAGCAAAAUAAUUUGACUCUGUCACCAUUUCCCUUGAUAAAGGGAAUUUUUGUGUUUGCCUAUGUGCUUGACUUAUCUUUAGCCUGUAAUUUGUUCUGCCAUUUUUUACCUCUGGUAUUAUUCAUGGUAAAGACUUUGAAAUAAAUUUAUUCUACAAAGGAACAGAUUUUUUAGCAAUUAAACAACAAAAAAAGAAACUAUUAGAUACUCACAUUUAAGACGUUUUGUGUAAUCAACAAUUCAAGAACCGUACGAUGAUACUCACUUUUAUACUUUUUUCAUUUAAGAAUCAAAAGUCUAAAUUAUCAUGCACUGUAAUAAUAUAAAGUCUUAUAAACCAAACCCCAUAAAUACAUAUUCAAAAAUUAAUAAACACUUCAUGGUCAUGACAGCUAAACAGCAAAUCUUUCCUGUGCCAUUCUGAGAAAAUUGUAACAGCCAUUUAUAAGGAAAAUAACCACCAUUUCCAGCUUGGGCUAAGGCAGAAUAAACCAUUCCUUUCUUCAGGAAUACACUCCCCAAACAUUCCAAUUCAUUCCAUCUAAAAAUGGAUCCCAUUUUGUACUACAGAGUGGCUGGUUUUGGGUAAGAUUCCAAAGUAUUGGGCAGACACCUGUGCAGUUUAUCUGGCAAUUGAGAGGACACAGUUAACAAGAGUCACACUUGCAAGACUAGCUGCACAUCUGACUGGUCACAUUUUUAAUACCACUAACCAUAUUUCUUCAGGGCUCAGGCCUCGUGCCUUGAUCAGUUCUGGGGUGGCAUUAUUCACUUGUGCCACACUUCACUUGGACCUUGCGGUGCACAACCCCAUGGAUCAAUCGAUCUUACCCUGUAGACAUAAACAAAUGGAUACCUUCUCAGCAGGCCAACAAUAUACAGAAAUUCAGAAACAUCAUCUAAAACCAAACUGGUUUCUGUUUGAACAGCAUAAAAAGAAAAAAACCAGGGAAAAUAUUUUUUUAAAAAUAACAGCCUGCAUGUCUGCCUUAUCGUCAUCUUACAAUUGGCAGUGUCAUUCUUGUCAGCUUAACCUAUGAUCGGGUCCUCUAACACGAUUUCUUGUUCUAGCAGUCCUUCAUGGAGUUACUUCCCCUGUCUUGAGAGGCAGGUAGAGAGUCCUCUGUGUCUUGUCUUCUGUGCUUAUGAAAGUUAAAAUGUGAAAAUCAGGCUGGGAAGGGGCAAAAUCAAAGUUGAGAAUCUGGUAUUGUCCAUUGGCAACUCCUAAGCACCAUUUAAAUAUUGAUUACUUACCUUGCACCAUAAUUUUCUUCCCUGUCCAUUUUUUGUGGGCAAAUUCUUUUUGAAUUAUACUGAUAUACCAUAUAGAAAAUACCACAUACAUCAACCUGGCAUGCAAUAACAGUAAACUAUAGCAUGGCAGCUCCUAAUCCAUCAAAACAAAUAUUAUAGGUAGCAAAAAUGUUGUAACAGCACUGGAAGCAAUCUCUGAAAAAUGUUUUGAAAAUUUACAAGAUGACAAUCAUUUUUCUUAUCAAGAGUCAAGGAAGUGUAAGUAACAUGCGAGUAAUAAACUCCAGAUGGAACUGAGAAAUUACAUCCUUAUUUCUGAGAGAAAGCGUUCAGCUGGAAAGAUACAGUGCUGCAAGUUGAGUGUAAAUCAAGUCUGAAGGUGACAAAAGUGUGACCUACCACUUACCCGCAUGCAGUGGGAUUCUGCUUUAAGGACUCCAAGUUUUCCAUGCCUGAGUUUAGGAGGUUUAUCUCCAGCUGCCCUUCUGAAGCAAUUGUCACAGCUGCCUCCUCCAGCUGCCUUUAGGUUCCCUACUAGCUAACAUUAAUAUCUAAACAGAGGGAAAAAAUAAUCUCAGUCACUGAAAAUGUCUUCUAGUGGGGAAGCCCAGAGAUCCAUUAUAGUUUUUCCUUUUUGCAGCUUGUUGGAGGUGGAAACUGUUGAUUAAAUCUGGCCUGACCCUGCCUAUCUAUAAAACUUCCAAAGCAGCUCCUCAGGGUACAUAUGCUAUUAGAAAAAAAAAUAGCUGGGAAUUAAAAUAAAGAGUAGUAUUUGUAAGAACUGCUGCAGAAUAAUUUUAGUUUUUUCCUUCAGCAAGCUCAAUAGAAAUGAUUAAUAAAGAACAAGGAUUGUGCAUGAUUUCCCCAAACAAGGUGACUACUGCAGGGAAGACAGGACGCACAGGCAGUUGUUGCUAGAAGACAGCAGGUUUGGGUGUUCCUUGAGCAGUUUGGGCACAAGGGUCCCAAGCUACUGUAGUGAUCAGAAAGGGAAAAGUAAAUGUGCAAGUCUGCCCCAGCAGACAGUUUGAGUCACCCUGAGGCACUCGGCUUAGAUGAGGCAGAUGCCGUGCCCCAGCCAGCUGCUUUGGAGCUGUCUCUAGGGCUCGGGUUCAGCCAUGGGGUGAGCUGCUCGGGGGUCUUUGCUAGGUGAAAGGAAGAGAUGGGAGUGACAGUGCUAGUGAAAGGUGUUUGAGUGGGGAAAACCAACAAAAUGAGAUAGGCUGCCAGCUCUGACCGCUGCUCCUAAGGGCAUAUUGGCAUGCAGAAUAAUUUAGCUUGGAAGGGAUCUCUGGAGGCUAACUAGUCCAAUCCCCACUAACAACAACCCUCAAAUUGGGACCAAGCCCACAGCUAGACACUGCUGCUGGCAUGGGUGUGCAGUCACCUUUCUCGUGAAAAAGCAACGUCUCAGUUAACUCUGUCACCUACACUGAUGUUCAUUUAAAGCCAGAAGUAUGGCUGAAGGACCAGAAAUGGUGAACAGGAUCUCCACAACAGCUGUUGUAGGUAGGCAGAAAUGUUUCAGAGGCAGGUAUGAAAGCUGUAAAAUACAGAAGCUGCAUCAUCUUGAUUUCUACUAAUAUCUUUCUUUUAGUAUAUGAUUUCCACUAUUACUACUCAAACUACCAAUCGGGUUGAAGAUUCUAUUCAAUUUUAAUAUUUAGAGGUAAUUAACAGGAAAAAACAGAUGGAUAGCUAAUUUUUCUUCUUACUUGUUAAAUAAAGAUUCACCAUUCACUGCCAGCUGACUACUGCUUUUCUAAUUAAGUCAUUAGCUAAACACAGAACUAUGUUUUCCAACAAAUGCCACUAGACUGAUGAAGUUGUCCUGUACAUUUUCGCCAUGCUCAAAGUCAGGAACAAUUUAAAGGAUUGGUUAAUUAAAGCAAUUUAACUUUAUCAGAAAUUAUCUGUCAUCUCAUGGAAAUAAAAGCUUUUGCUAGUCUGGCACCAUUGUUUGCCAACUUAUUUUUAUUUUUUCUGUGUUGAGUAUUUCCUGAUUUUACAAAGGCUUUGGAAACAUUUCCUGAACUUUGACUUCUUGUCCAUGGCAACUCCCCAUUCAUACCUACCCUGGAUCAGGCCCAGCCACACCAUGCUCUGCAAUGCAAACUCUUUCUAGCAAGCUCUUUAUGAUGUAUCCAAGACCUUCAGCUUACAUCCAUCUUCCUUAGCUUCUCCAAAAUAUCUUUCAUCCUCAGAGUCUUAUUUUCCCUAAUGCUCCCCUUGCAUAGUUGUUUACCUACAUUUCUUCCAAUAUUUCUCAAAAGUUUUUCCUCCCUUCUCUACAGCAGGGUUCGUACAGACCUGUCUAUUCAACCCUUCUCAUCACUUCUAUGUAUUUUCUCUGAGUGCUAUUCCCUUCUAUCUUUACACCCACAACUCACCAUCCUGCCUUUGGGUUUCUGACUCUCCAAUCCCUAAACUUAUCGUGGUCCUACUGGAAUGAGCCCCUGUUCUCUCCCCUCAUUUCAGCGCUGUUAUCAGGGUUCCCAUGACUGUGGGUGUCCAAGUCUGUCAGGUUUUACUCUGUCUUACAUGUGUCCAGCCCAUAUCCAAAAUUUUUUCACUCUGGGGAAGCAGACGGUGCUUUGGCGUGAGUUCAUACAUGCCUAGCCCUGAAGACUGCACGCAACAACCAGUGAGCCUUCCUGAAAGAAUCACUCUUCAAAUGCCAGUUCACCUAUUUUUAUCUUGUCACUCUCUGUACCCUAUUUUUGUUGUUCCCUUUCUACUACAUUAAAAUUAACCCUCAUUAACAUUUUAGGGACCUGUACCUGCAUGGCUAAAUCCGGUUGCACUCAGCUCCUGCUCCUCUGUCUGUGCCAACCUCAGCUCUCUUCUGUGUCUUUACCACCUCCAUGCAGUAAAACACCCCUCCCGUUCCUUGUAGCUGAUGUGUUCCUCAUUCUCAAACCCAAUUCUGAUGUGACUCCUGAAAGAAAAACAGUCAACAUGGGCAGUGGAGGAAUUAUUGUGCACGUAUCGUCUGUUCUUUUUCUCCGUCUUUCCCACAUAGAUCACAUCAUCUCCCAAGGUGAGCUAUAUUCCUGAAGUGCAUAGCACAUCCUAUACACAGCAAAAACACAUCAAGGGCUGCAUAUGUCCUGAGCCACUGAGAUCUGGCUCAUCCAUACCCCUUUGGAGCUGGGGGUUCCCCACCACAAUGACGUACUAAGCUGUUUGCAGCAUAUGAGAUCAAUUUUGCUGAUCUUCCUGAAUGGAGAUAGAUGAUGGGAUUGAACUUUCCGAAAGGUUUUAAAACAAAGGCUGUGUUUCAUCAAAUUUAUGUAAAAGGCUGUCAGCAUUCAGACUUCUCUGCUAUGUACCUGAGCUGUCCAGUUUUCCAUAGCUGUCACUUCUUAUUUCCCUGUAUUAUCAGCAGACUCUGUCCUUUAUAUGUAGCAGGAGGGAACAAAAAAAGAUGUCUUUAUUUGGGACAAGACGCUAAAAGAAUAAAAGAAUCUUUUCUAACCACUCUAUUUUCACUCUUUUGUUUUCAACCCCAGUUAUCAAAAAGUGAAGUGCAUUGCUGUGUGGAGGGGAAGUUCAGGCUUCUACCACAAGUGUGGAGAUUGUCCUUGUGCCUGCAUAUUAUUUAACCAUUGCAAAUAUCAGUAACAGACAGGCUGGUUUAUGUUCAUCUUUCACACACUCAAAUGAUUUGUAUGAAGAUUUUAAAUUGCUUUAUUGUUUAAGUGGACACAGUAAAUAAUGUGGUAUCUUUUAUUGGACUAGCCAAUGUAUUACAAGUUGUAUUUUGUAAGAGUCCCAUAUGACACAUAUUCCCUUUGUAAUUGCUAUCUGUUUUGGGGCCAAAAAGAAUAAAAUUUUUAAAAAUUA